AUGGCAUCAGAAGACUAUCAAGAAGAGGAUGCUUUUUGCUUCAAUGUAGGAGGCUGGUUCUUUUCAAUUCCAAAGUCAAAGCUUUUACAGUUCCGUGAUUCAGUGCUAUGGCAGGAAGCUUCCAGUCUUGUUCAUUCUGAAGAUGCCAGACUUUUCAUUGACCGAGAUGGAUAUACUUUCCGCCAUGUGCACUAUUAUUUGCACACAUCAAAGCUGUCUUUUACCUGCCUUUCAGAAAUUAGUUUGUUAUAUGAACAAGCAACAGCAAUGUGUCUGACUUCUUUACAACAGGCUUUGGAUAACAUGAAAGAAAGUAAGCAUCAUUUACGCAUACGGACUGAAGAUGUACCAGUCACUAAAAGAGCAAGCAGGAAUUAUUGGAGAACACGAUGUAACAGUAAACCCUCAGAGUUCCAAAUUAAAAGUCCAGCAUUUACAGGAUUACCUGACAAAGCUCCACUGGGGCUGAUUGACACACCAUUAUUGGAUACUGAAGAAGAGGUGCACUGGUAUUUUCUUCCUUUAGACCUAGUGAAGAAAUACCCUAAUUUAAUCAAUGAUGAUAAUCUACUGUGGCUGUGUGAGGGAGUUGUCCUCAUAGAAAUUGGAUGGAGUAAUUUCCGAUAUAUAGCAAAUUUCCUUCAGACGGGAAAGUUUCUUGUGCCUGACAAAUUUUCAGAAAUAGAUGUUCUUGUGACUGAGAUGGAGAUGCUUCAAAUUCCAGAGCUCAUCAAAGCUGUGAAAACAUAUAGGUCAGAUAUAGGUGGUAGCUCCAAAGAUGUCUCUAUCCCUGUCAGUUCUAUACGUCAUUCUGAAGGAGAUUGUAACAAUUUAUGUGAAAUAACAGAUAAACCGUUAUAUGUCCUUGUCCUGGAAUUGUUAGUGAAGUACCCAGAUUCAGCACUAGGACAGCUUUCCAUUGAGAGCAGCCUUGAUGGGAUGAAGCUAUAUAUUUUUGGCAAUGGAGUUCUUUUUAAACAUGUCAGAAGCUGGUUAGGAACAUGCCGUCUACCAUUGACUGAAGAUGUAUCUCAGAUGUGUGCAGUUUGUGUAUUUCUGGAUCAACAUGACAAUCUGUAUCAGCCAGUAAAAGAUGCCAUGCGACUCUACCUACAACCAAACAAUCUAAGUCCCUUAGGUUCUUUGGAUGACAGCUGGGCUGCUGAUGUAGACAGCCACACUCUUCAUCAAAUAGUGAAGGUUUAUGUGGGAAACUAUUGGUAUGCCACUUAUCUGAAUACCUUCUUAAAGUAUCCAGAACUGCUAUAUAAUCGCAACAAAGCACAAUGGAUUUCAUAUGGCAAGACACUUUUCAUCAUUGGAGAUGGUCAGAUGUUCAGACAUAUUAUCAACUUUCUGCGGUUCGACAAACUAUAUAUUCCUUCGGGAUUCAAGGAAUGGCCAUUACUGUGUCAAGAAAUAGAAGAAUGUAAAAUUCCUGCACUUUCUGAAGCAUUGUUUCACUGUGAACAGUACAGAUUGUGGUUAACAGAAAAUGAGACAGAGCCAUUCAGUGCAGAAAAAGUUGACAUUACUGCAGAAACCAUUACUUCAGUUUCUUCUGCAGAAAUUCAAGCUAGCUUUGAAGAAAAGGAAAGUUUGUUAAAUCAUGUUGCGCAAAAGGAAGACACAAAUAAUGCUGUAACUGAAAUAGAUCAAUGCAGAUUGACCAGUUGGAACUGGAGCAAUAAGCCUGUUCCUCAGACACGAAACAUGACCAUGGAUUCAGCUCCUAAAAACUGCAGCACAACUAUUUCACCUCAUAAAGCAAGGAAAAGCAAAUUAAACACAUUUUGUGUUGGAGAGAAGCAGGUCACUGAGGAUUUGUAUACUUCAAGCAAUGAUGUAGGUUUUGAUGAUUCAGAAAGUCCACCCAGAAAAAAAACAGUCAAGCCACAUCAUGAUGGACAGUCUGAAAUAAUGACAUCAGUGGAGCAGUUAAUAUCUCUGGUUAAGGGAUGGAAGAAUAACAAUAUGGAGAAAGUUGGAUUUUUGCCUACUGCCGGUUCUAAAGGAAAACGAUUCAGUAAGACAAUGGAUCAUAAUGAUUUUGAUUGCUGGCCACGGGACUCUGGAUUUAUCAUAAAGGUUCACCAUCCACUCCUCCUGGGAAACGAUGGAUACUCUGUGUUUUACACAGAUAGUGUGCUAUACAUGAAGCACUCUACUGACAUAGGUUUAGCAUCUCUCACUUUUAACUUAUCACAUGAAGAAAUAUUUUAUGCCAGGGAAUGUAAUCAUUUUUUGACUGGAAUCAUCCUGGAUUCAUAUACUUUGAAGGAUCCUCAACAAAUAACAUGGGAAAUACUGCAGCUAGUAAACAUUCUUUGGACAGAAGAAAUAACACCAGAAACAUUUGUGUCUAAGCUGCUAAAUCUAAAGGUUUUCAAGAACCAAAAACAGUCACAUGAAAAGCUGGUUAAAUGGUUAACGCUGGUGUACAACAAAAAGGAGAUGGCCAUGAGUCAAGAAAGUAUGCCAAAUCUCCGAAUUAUGACCCCUUGUGUGAAGCAGGCAGUGGAGCUGGCAGGUCACAUGAGAAAACCAGAGAAGAAACAUUGCUUGCACAUCUGA
This is a messenger RNA of Hemiscyllium ocellatum (epaulette shark), 2574 nucleotides long. RefSeq names its product BTB/POZ domain-containing protein KCTD19-like. The coding region runs from base 1 to 2574 and encodes 857 amino acids. The transcript is spliced from 16 exons. Gene Ontology annotation, biological process: protein homooligomerization. The record is from RefSeq and is a predicted model, not a curated record. Lineage: Eukaryota; Metazoa; Chordata; Chondrichthyes; Orectolobiformes; Hemiscylliidae.